AUGCUUGGAAUCCGUACGCGCGGUGCGCGCGGUCUCCUAGCGGCUUCACGUCACAUAUUCAGCUUAUCUCACAACUCUAAUAAUGUUAAUCAGUGUCUUCCGUACACAUACAUGUUUUAUUCGUCGCUCAAUUCGAUAAAUUCAAGUCAGGAGGAUGCCGCACAGGUUGAUGUCAUUCGUAAUAUUGGUAUUUUGGCGCACAUUGACGCUGGUAAGACUACAACAACGGAACGUAUGCUUUAUUACUCUGGAACUAUACAAAAAAUGGGUGAAGUACACGAUGGAGAUGCUACGAUGGAUUUUAUGCCUCAAGAACGUGAGCGAGGUAUCACAAUUGGUGCCGCUGCCAUUAGCUUUCCAUGGCGUGAUCAUCACAUCAAUCUAAUCGAUACACCAGGCCACGUUGACUUUACAAUUGAAGUUGAGCGCGCUGUACGUGUGUUGGAUGGUGCUGUAGCCGUGCUCGACGGUGUGUCUGGCGUGGAAGCCCAGACCGAGACAGUCUGGGAACAAGCAGAUAGAUACAAAGUGCCGCGAAUCGUCUUUGUAAACAAAUUAGAUCGCGAAGGUGCCAGUUUUAUACGAUCAUGUGAGUCGAUAAAAACUCGAUUUGGCGUCCAGACAUUGUGUGUUCAACUACCUGUUGGAGAAGAAGCAGAAUUGAGUGGAAUCUUGGAUUUAGUUGAUAUGCAAUUGAUCAAAUGGUUGGAUAAAGAAGGUGAAGAGAUUCAGCGUCUUCCGUUGCUACCUUCUGCAGGUGGUGUAAUGGCAGAGCUGUAUCAGAAAGCAAUGGAAGGACGUCAGAAACUUAUUGAAUACGCUUCAAACGUUGAUGAUGAACUAGGAGAACUCUUUCUAAUGGAUGAGACAAUUGACAAUGCGACGUUAAAGGCAGCAUUGCGACGAAUUACAGUGCAGCGUGAUAUGGCUUCUCAAGUUGUCGUGACACUUUGUGGAAGUGCUUUGAAAAAUAAAGGCAUUCAACCGCUUUUAGAUGCCAUUGUUGAUUAUUUACCAUCCCCUUUAGACUUGGCUCCGUUUGAAGCGCACGCUGUCGUAUCAAACACAAAAACCCGUGGUCAGUUCAAAGAGAAUCAGAUAAUACAGCUACAACCAUCAUGUCACGAACAAUUGUGUGCCUUAGCGUUUAAAGUCCAACAUGAUCGUCAGCGUGGUCUUGUGGUUUUCUUUCGUGUGUAUUCAGGUGUUUUAAACGCCAAGUCACAAUUAAUUAACGUCUCUCGUGGUGGGAUAAAGGAACGUUUAACACGUUUAAUGCACGUAGCUGCUGAUGAUGAAGAAGCUGUGGAAUUUCUCUCAGCUGGUCAUAUUGGAGCUGCAGUAGGAUUAAAACACACAUUUACAGGCGAUACACUUGUAAGCGCGAAAGAAAGUGGUCAUCACGUUAUUUUACCUGGUGUUCAGAUUCCAAAGCCAGUCUUUACGUGCUCUAUUGAAGCAGAAUCAAGUGCUAAGCAAAAAGACUUGGAGACAGCGCUAGAGAACUUGCAACGUGAAGAUCCGAGCUUUAUCGUAACUUUCGAUGACGAAACCGGUCAGACUCUCAUGUCCGGUAUGGGAGAACUUCAUCUGGACAUAAUCAAACAGCGACUGAAUAGCGAUUAUAAGCUUGAACCAUCUAUUGGUGCAAUGCGUGUAGCUUACUUGGAAAGUAUUACCGAUAAUGCUGCCAUUCCAUACACACACGAUGUGAUGUUGGGUACAGAUCGUCACUUUGCAAAGCUUACAGUGGACGUUGCUCCACUUCUAAGGAUAGAGAGCCAUAAAGAAGAUGAAGAUAGUACAAAUAUCAUUCAGUGGAUGAACCAGGGAGCAAAGAAAUUGCCUCAUGCUUUUACUUUAGCUAUUGAAGAAGGUUUACGUGCUAGUUUCAGUCGUGGAGUAUUGACCUCGAACCGUGUGGCGUACGUUAAAGUUUGUGUGGAUGAAAUCAAUUGCGAAUGGGAUGUCAACUCAAGUGCUGUAUCGUUCCGUGCAGCGGCUGCAUUGGCAUUAAAAGAAGCUUUAAAAGCAGCAAAACCUGUGAUCUUAGAGCCUAUGAUGAAACUAGAAGUACGUUCGCCUGAUCGCUUUAUAGGUGACGUACUUGCCGAUUUGAGUUCACAACGACGUGCACAUAUUCAAAAUGUGGAAUCUGCAAUUAAAGAUGAAGGUCGCAAAGUGAUUAUGAGUCAAAGUCGGUCAGUUGUCUACGCUCUUGUACCUCUUACUCAUAUGGUUGGCUAUGCUACGACGUUGCGAUCGAAAACGCAAGGAGAAGCUUCCUUUGUUAUGCAGUUUUCACGUUAUUCAGAGGUGUCUUGA
Plasmopara halstedii is the source of this 2325-nucleotide messenger RNA. RefSeq names its product translation elongation factor g. The transcript has a single exon. The coding region runs from base 1 to 2325 and encodes 774 amino acids. Gene Ontology annotation, biological process: translational elongation; ribosome disassembly; mitochondrial translation. Gene Ontology annotation, cellular component: mitochondrion. Gene Ontology annotation, molecular function: GTPase activity; GTP binding; translation elongation factor activity. The record is from RefSeq and is a predicted model, not a curated record. NCBI's taxonomy places the organism in Eukaryota, Oomycota, Peronosporomycetes, Peronosporales, Peronosporaceae.